Messenger RNA from Protopolystoma xenopodis, 420 nucleotides. The record is from the annotation of a GenBank genome assembly. NCBI's taxonomy places the organism in Eukaryota, Metazoa, Platyhelminthes, Monogenea, Polystomatidea, Polystomatidae.
AUGGCUUUGGGCGAGGAUUUCUUUACUUUUUCAGAGGAUUCACUUACCUGUGAAAGAUUACGACAAUUGAUAACGGUUAUGGCCCACUACGCCUGCUAUAAGAGCCUCCCAGUUGAAUGUGAUUUUGGCGUGCUUCAUGACAUCAUGCUUCCACCCAGUGCUGUCUCUUUGCCUAGGACAAGCGUAUUGAUGGAGCAUAUUAUCGGGAUGAUGAAACCACAACCUGAAUCGAUUAGUGGGGUUCCUGCUCUGACAGACGAAUUCUCUAGCAGUGGAGAUAGCCCAGAGGAAUCCGGCUUCGAAAGAAAGUCAAACCGGGACAAACCAGACCGGGAUUUCGAUGGUAGAGUUGAUUAUUUUCAUCUAUUUGAAAUAUUGUUUGGAUGCUUUUUAUGCUCAGCUCUAUGUGAUUCUUCCUGA